GCAAUGUGUUUCCGGUCGGAGACAUGAGAAUGUAACCACGGCAUGCCAUGUUGUGUACACCAGAAAAACCCACGCUGAGAGAAGUCAGCGGCUUUUAGAAACAUCUGUAUGAAAACCUUCAGGUAAGACUUUUAAACAACAUCGUGUACUUAUAUCCCCUGAAGAGGAAGGAGAAGUCCCCCCCCACCCCCUCGCGGUGACGUCACCUCCCCACCACCAUGAAGAUCAAGAGACAGAAACAGGCCAAGAAAACCAUCAGCUUCUACAAGUACAACUUCAGCUUCAGGGAACCGUUCCAGAUCCUCCUGGACGGCACCUUCUGCCAGGCGGCCCUGAAGAACAAGAUCCAGAUUAAAGAGCAGAUGCCCAAGUACCUGAUGGGGGAGGUUCAGCUGUGCACCACCAACUGUGCACUGAAAGAACUGGAGACUCUGGGGAAGGAGCUGUACGGAGCCAAACUCAUCCUGCAGAGGUAUCAGGUCAGGAACUGUGCACAUUUCAAGAGCCCAGUCCCUGCUUCCGAGUGUCUGCUGUCCAUGCUGGGGGAGACCAACCUACACCACUACUUUGUAGCCACACAGGACCACACUCUGACCGCAGGCCUGAAGAAGAUCUCGGGCGUUCCUCUGUUCUACAUCAUCGCCAACACCAUCGUCCUGGACAAACCCAGCCAGGUGUCUCUCGAUCAGGUCCAGGCCGUCUCGCUGGGGGAGCUGGUGAGCCCGGCCCAGCAGCAGAGCAUCCGCAGCCUGAAAGAGGAGCAGGGCAUCGGCCAAGGGGACGGAGAGAGACGAGGGAGGAAGAGGAGGAGGAAACAGAGCCAUCCUAACCCUCUGAGCUGCCUGAAGAAGAAGAAGAAAGGAGGGCCGACGCCGCCCCUGAAGAAGACGGAGGAGGGGGAGAAGAAGAGAAACCGACCGAAGAAGCAGAAGACGGAGGAAGUGCCUGCUCCUGCAAUAACAAAUACAUAAUGUGGCAGGAAGACAGACACUCAAGCCAUUUUGUUGCUUACAAAAAUAACAUUUGAAGAUGUCAAAUAAUUUCAUGUUUAAUAUAAAACCAGAACUUCUGCUCUGUUCUUCUGAUGUCACCACAUUGAACAUGUUCAUGUUUAUUACACACAAUGCCAUUUUAAAAUCUCAGUAUUUAUUUUAAUUUGAAAAGUUCUGCGACAGUUUCCAGGACUCAGACAGAAACAUAACCAAUGUUUUCAAGAUUCAGAGGAUUUGUCUCGGGCUUUUAUACAAAAUAUAAAAGCAGGUUUACAGGCACAUAGUUCAAGAUAUAAGCUGCACUCGGACAUUACAUGACGUACAGUUUACAUGAGAGGGGAUUUUAAAAACCAUGCAUUCAGCCGUCUUUUGCAGAAGCAAGAAGGAAGAAGUGGGACCACAAUGACUUGUUGGUCUGCUUGUUUUCACGCUGUGUGAUUUGUUAUUUCUGCUGGAUUCAGUCUGUAGUAAGAGUCCAAACAAUGACACACGUUCUCAAUAUGUCCAUUCAGACCUCACUUGGUCAUGUUCACUGUUUCCAAGUUGAUUACUUAUUAGUUUUACUUAUAGAUUAAAAACAAAUACUAUUCAUUCUCUAUAACUCUUGUAUAAUACAACAUUGAUUAUUGAUUAUUGAGUAUGAGCAUUGAAUAGAUUAUCUACUUCAUGUCAAAGGUAACAGCUGAAUUGUUUUCUUCGUCAAGAUAAUACAACAUUACUGUAGAGCUGCUUUCAGACAGGCACCGCACUCCGGAUGUUUUCCUGACAUUUUCCAGAUGUGGAAACGCAAGUCAGUUGCUGCCAGUCCCUGGUAAAAUGUCUGAGUGGGCACGUGUGAGAAUACAGCAGGAAAAGAUGCUGACAAACUGCUUGUCAACAUUACUGCUGAGCUAGUAGCUGCUUCGCUCACCAUCUUCAAUGUGCAGUAAAGUGAAAUGUAUACGUCAUGUUCUGGAAAUGUUCCUGUUGUGAACACGUCUGACCUGGACAAUCUCCUGCCGUGUUCUGGAAAAUGUCAGGACAUUAUCCGGAGUUCACCUGAAAACAAGAUGUCACCCACCUGUAACUAAAUGAUUUUCCAUUUAUAAAAGGGACAUUGGAUUAAA
Hippoglossus stenolepis (Pacific halibut) is the source of this 2098-nucleotide messenger RNA. RefSeq names its product UTP23 small subunit processome component (gene utp23). The coding region runs from base 219 to 971 and encodes 250 amino acids. Gene Ontology annotation, cellular component: small-subunit processome; nucleolus. Lineage: Eukaryota; Metazoa; Chordata; Actinopteri; Pleuronectiformes; Pleuronectidae. Gene Ontology annotation, molecular function: small ribosomal subunit rRNA binding. The record is from RefSeq and is a predicted model, not a curated record. The transcript is spliced from 3 exons.